UACCCGUGCGGUUCCAUUGUGGCAAUUCCGAUUGCACGAAUCUUAACGCAGUCAGCUGCAAAAUGAACUGUCUCCUGGCUCAAAGGCGGCUUGUUCCCAUAUACCUUUCUACCAGCGGAACACUAUUUUCCAUCCCAACCCUUCGAACCUUCUCCAGCAAAACAAGCAAAGGAAAGUCAAAAUCUUCCGACUCCCCUGAGAAGAAGGCGGAAUCUCCAGCAGACACGCAAAAACCAGCUCCGCAGAAAAUCCCUCAGCGUCUCCGUCGAAAGAAGUCCAACCUCACUGUUGCUCGUCAAUUAACCAAAGAGGUAAAGGACGGACAGGGCCUGGCAAUUUUGAAACCCGGCAACGCAAUCUCCUCCAACAAAACACAAUUCUACCGAUCCACCGCGUCGGGAACCUACCGCCGCACGCACCAGCUACCUCUUCUCAACGCCUCCGCCUUGCUCAAUACGAAGGACUACUGCGUCAGCUCCGCCAACUCCGCUACCUCAAAAUCUGGAACCGAAGCGGCCCGACGAUUGCUCCGGGGAAAGCGAGACUUUGUUGCCCACCUGCGGCAGCAUGUAUUGCGCAAGGCACCGCUACGAGGAGCCAGUCCGACGAGCUUUGUCCUACAAGGCCACGGGGUUCCCGUUCAAUUAUUGCAGGAUCACAUUAAUCUGGCGGAUGGUAUUUUGACGCAAGAACACGACGCGGCCGCUGUGUCCUUCCAGCAGUAUAGAGAUCGCAGCGACGACACUAGACAUGCGUACGAGCUGAGCUCAAACUGGAUUAUGCGGGUGCGUUCGAAAACGGGGACCAAUCUCGCCAACCGACUGGCACACGACGGUCCCUGGGCAGCGUCCAUGGAAUUGUACCUAGCUGCCAUGAACCGCAUUACAACGGCACUCGGGGUAGUCUUACAGCAUGAAAUAGGAGAGAUAGUGGAUGAGUAUGAGGAUGAGUACGAAAACGUCUUCACAGAAACAAGUCAAGUAUCGAGUUACCCCCCAGCCGCCCGUCACUGGAAUGUCGAGUUUUUACGUGGUCUUACCUAUCCACCGGAAUGGGUGCCUCCUUACGAACCAAGCAACAGUUCAGAAGUCUCAAAGGAUCCCUCCCCUGUACCGAUGGUCGAAUGGAUUCCUCUCCAAGGAGCGCUGGCGCCGGGACACGUUACGGUCCGGGUCCAAGGUUUUGCGUCAUCACCCUCCUAUGACAAUACCCGUAUGCGACGACGGAAACCCCAAGCUGUGACGCUCUGUUUCGACGCCUGCUUUCGCAAUCCGACACUACCAUCAUCUGUACAAUCGUAG
This is a messenger RNA of Phaeodactylum tricornutum CCAP 1055/1, 1301 nucleotides long. RefSeq lists its product with no specific name. The coding region runs from base 63 to 1301 and encodes 412 amino acids. Lineage: Eukaryota; Bacillariophyta; Bacillariophyceae; Surirellales; Neidiaceae. The transcript has a single exon. The record is from RefSeq and is a predicted model, not a curated record.